UCGCUAGCUCUUACGUCAUUUCCAUGCGACGUCGGAGCGUGAGCCAUGUGAGAGGCGAUUUCCUUUAAGAAUAGAUAAACAACCGCAGUGGCGAAGGUUUUUAAAUUAAUUUUUUUAAACCUUAAAACUUGCUGUUUUGCCUGUUUUGGUAUUGAGUCGGAGUAGGACGGGUUAAUAUCGGCUCGACGCUUCUUCCGGAUCAUGCCCCACGACCCCGAUCCUCCUCCGGCCAAGAAAUUUAAGCCGGGCUCCCCUUUUUUCCCUACAAACAAAAAGCCUGGAAUGCUGCUGCCAAAGAAGGGAAAUGCGCCCAGUACAAUAGACGUGCAAAGAAAACAGCUUCCUAUUUAUCAGGCCAAAUCUCAGCUCAUCGACCAGCUGAGACAGCUGCACAAUGCUGUGUUAAUCGGAGAGACAGGCUCUGGAAAAACCACACAGAUCCCUCAGUACCUCUAUGAAGCUGGUAUCGGUCGGCAGGGCAUCAUCGCGGUCACUCAGCCUCGACGUGUGGCUGCUAUCUCGCUGGCGGGACGAGUGGCAGAGGAAAAGAGAACUCAACUUGGAAAACUGGUGGGCUACACAGUACGAUUCGAGGACGUGACCUCCCCAGAAACCAAGCUGAAGUUCAUGACUGAUGGCAUGCUGCUCAGAGAGGCGAUCGGAGACCCGCUGCUUUUGCGCUACACGGUUGUGAUCCUGGACGAAGCUCACGAGCGCACCGUUCACACCGACGUCCUCUUUGGAGUGGUCAAGUCCGCCCAGCGCAAACGCAAAGAGCAGAAUAAGAUCCCUCUAAAGGUCAUUGUGAUGUCUGCCACCAUGGAUGUAGACCUGUUCUCUCAGUAUUUUAAUAAGUCUCCUGUGCUGUACUUGGAGGGUCGACAGCACCAGAUUCAGAUCUAUUACACCAAGCAGCCGCAGUCCGAUUACCUACACGCAGCGCUGGUCUCCAUCUUUCAGAUUCACCAGGAAGCUCCUCCAUCCCAUGACAUCUUGGUGUUUAUGACGGGUCAGGAGGAGAUCGAAGCGCUGGCUCGUACGUGUCGGGACAUCGCCAAACACCUGCCUGAAACCUGCGGGCUCAUGAUCGUGAUCCCUCUGUACGCAUCACUUCCUCCUGCCCAGCAGCUCAGGGUCUUUCAGCCUGCACCUAAGGGUUGCAGAAAAGUCAUCCUCUCAACCAACAUCGCCGAGACGUCUAUAACUAUUUCUGGAAUUAAAUACGUCAUUGACACAGGAAUGGUGAAGGCCAAGCGCUAUAACCCAGACAGCGGUCUGGAGGUGUUGGCCGUGCAGCGGGUGUCCAAAGCGCAGGCCUGGCAGCGGGCAGGCAGGGCAGGGAGAGAAGACUCUGGCUCCUGUUACCGCCUCUACACCGAAAACGAGUUCGACAACCUAGCAAACAUGACUGUACCUGAAAUACAACGGUGUAAUCUGGCUGGUGUAAUGCUGCAGCUGCUGGCUUUGGGUGUUCCUGAUGUGCUCAACUUUGACUUCAUGUCCAAGCCGUCACCUGAGUCGAUGCGAAUGGCAGGGGAGCAGCUGGAUCUCCUCGGAGCUGUGGAGAGGAAGGACGAUCGGGUUUUGCUCACUCCUCUGGGCAAAAAGAUGGCAUGCUUUCCCUUGGAACCUCGAUUUGCUAAAACCAUCCUGAUCUCUCCAGACUUCUCCUGUACCGAAGAGGUUCUGACCAUUAUCUCUCUGCUCUCCGUGGACUCUGUGCUCUACAACCCUCCUGCCCGCCGAGACGAGGUGCUUGCCGUACGCAGAAAAUUCAUCUCCAGUGAAGGAGACCACGUGACCUUGCUGAACAUCUACAGGGCCUUCAAGAAAGUCAGUGGAAAUAGGGAGUGGUGUAGGGAGAACUUUGUAAACAGCCGAAACAUGGGUCUGGUUGCUGAAGUCCGAGCCCAGCUGAGAGACAUUUGCAUUAAGCUGGGACUGAAGCUAGAAUCCUCACUGUCUGAACUGGCUAAUGUGCGGCGCUGCCUGGCCCACGGCAUGUUCGCCAACGCCGCUGAGCUACAGCCAGAUGGCACCUAUGUGGCUCUGGACACCCACCAGACCGUUGCUAUCCACCCGUCUUCCGUCCUGUUCCAGGCCAAGCCGGCCUACGUGGUGUUCAAUGAGCUCCUGCAUACAUCACGCUGCUACAUGAGGGACCUGUGUCUGGUGGACGCCGACUGGUUACAGGAAGCAGCGCCGGAGUAUUUUCGGCGUAAACUCCACACGGCAAAGAGCUAGUACACCUCAGGGCUUCUAGUGGUGCUUUAUCAAGUUUAACAGCAAAGUGCAUGAAUGUCCGGACCAUUUUGGAAUGGAUAGCAGUAGUACAUCAAUGUGGCUGGGCUUGAAGAUGUUUCGCCACUCGUCUGAGAGGCUUUGUAUAGUUUUGUUCUGCUGACGUUAUAAGUGAGAACAUUGGACAGGGUCUCACAGGAAUUCUCAACGAUUCCCCUUAAUGAAGCCUCUCAGAGGACUGGCAAAAUGUUUUUAAGAUAUCUGAAGUCCUGAUGCAUUCAACUACAUGUUGACUUUGAUUCCACUCGUAGGCGACUUUGUUUUCUCUUCUGAAGCCCAAACGCUGGAUAAGGCAAUGCCGAAAGUACUCACCUUUUAAAGAGUAUAAACCAUGGACCGUUGAUUGAGUGUUUAGGAAUGACUUUCCUAAACAAAAGUGUCUUGUUCUUCUUUGUACAAAUGACACAAUUUGCACACCCUCCAAUAGCUUUUGAAUAAUUUGCAUACACCAGUGGUUUGAUACUGGAAGCUUUUUUUUCUUUUUCUUUUUUUUUUAACCUGUUUCUACAGCCAGUUUAGUUGGAUGCAUAUUUAGGUGAGCUUACCUUGUUAUGAAUGCUUGCAUGUUUUCCUUUAACUACGCGAGAGCCUUGGCUCAUGACGCACCUCUCGAGUGGCCGUACUGUUUCUGGAACUAGUUUGUUUACCUGUUUUGAACUAGUUUGUUUACCGCCUGAUCUCUAUGAAUACCAAUUGUGUUAAUGAGCAGGGGCCUACGUGGUGACUAGAUGCUUGGCGUGUAACCACGGCCUUAAUUCUACGUCUCAUAUUAUCAACACCCAGUUUCAGGCCAUUUUAAACUUUGUUUUUAUACUGAAUCAAUUAUAUGGGCAUUUAUUAUUAAUGGUAACUGAAACACCAAUGGCUGUUUCUAGCUGAUUAAUGGCGCAAAUGUAAAAUUGAGUAUUUCGAGAUGCAGUUGCUUUGUACACUUUAUAGAAAAUGACCGUGUUAUAUGCAUAUGUUGUUAUUUUGGUUGGAAAGAAAUGACUGAUUGGUGUCUGAGAACGUUACUUAAGCUGUAAAGCCUGUGUUCUACUGGAGGUGAGGCUUCCACACGAUAUCAUUUUGAUUUAUAAGGCAACAAUUCUGUAUGCCAUCAGAUUUGCUACAAGUCAAUUUAAUAUCCUCAGAUCAAUAUGUGACCAGCUUUGUUCAGGAUCUGGGGUAAGGAUGCUGUCAAUUCGUGAAUGACGAGGACAUCCUUUUAAAAGGAGGAUCCUUUUAAAAGUACAACAGUUAUGGGCAAAUUACCUUGCUAGCCCAUAAAUUAUCUAUAGUUAUUUAAAAAUGUGUAUAUAUAUAUAUAUUUUUUUUUUGUACACCGUUUUGUGCUUUUUCGAUAAUAAUCGAUUAAAAUAGACAAUCGAUUUAUGAUUGUUGCAUAGAUUUACUUCAAUUGUUGCCUUUGAAAUCAAUGAAUUGAUCCAGAUCAGUUCUACUAUCAGACACGAAGCGAUUUGGAUGAAAUUGGUGGAAGCUGUUUUAGAACUAGAAAUCCAAAGAAUUAUAACCUCCAUUUUCAGAAAGCCAGACCACUGAAACCUUUCUAAACAUAGAAACAACACCACUGAUAGACAGGUAAGACCACGUCCUUUCCUCAGCCCAUUUUCCCCCAAGAGCAUCUCAAUAUUACGGUCAUCUGAUCUGGUAGAGAUGUAGAGUGUUCAAUGUGAUGCUCGCUCUACCAUUUAACCAUGUUCUUUGCGAAACUCAGCUGUGAUUAUUUGGAUGUUGGUUGCCCAUUGUUUAAAAGUCCUGUGAAGCCACAGGAUUUUUUUGGUUUUUGUUUAAGUGGAUAUUUUAUUGGUGCUGUUGGCUUUACUAUGUCGAUAGUCUGUAUGCGGUACAUAAGACUGAUUCUCAGUAUCAUGCUUCCUAAGCUAUGCAUGGCAUUCUAUAACAUUUUGUAUAUCGUUUAAGUCCACACACUUGUUCUAAUACUGACAAGAUUGACACCUACUACAUACAGUAACAAGUACUUCUCGAUUGAUAUGCUAUGCAUGAUGAAUGAUUAACACAGAAUAAGGCCACUCAGGUUUCUCUGGAAUGCUGAAUAUACCUCAAAUAUAUAUUUAGGUUAGUCAUAAGAACGUUUUAAAAAAAGGUUUUGUUUAUUGUAUAGAGCAUGGACCUUCAUCCAAACUAUGACUUGACACUUCCACAUCCCAAAUGUGCUUGAGGUUCAUUUUUUAAUUAUUAUUUAAUUUUACUCACUCUGAAGGCAAUUUCAAAAUUAUACGGUGAGUUCUUGUGCCUUUAAGGUUGUUCGAAAUUAACUUCCAAAUAAAUGACAUGUUGAGGCAAAACUA
Ictalurus punctatus (channel catfish) is the source of this 4613-nucleotide messenger RNA. It is a transcript of the gene dhx33, whose product is annotated as DEAH (Asp-Glu-Ala-His) box polypeptide 33. The record is from RefSeq and is a predicted model, not a curated record. Bases 202 to 2244 code for a protein of 680 amino acids. Gene Ontology annotation, molecular function: ATP binding; RNA binding. Gene Ontology annotation, biological process: positive regulation of transcription by RNA polymerase I. The transcript is spliced from 12 exons. Lineage: Eukaryota; Metazoa; Chordata; Actinopteri; Siluriformes; Ictaluridae. Gene Ontology annotation, cellular component: intracellular anatomical structure; nucleolus.